Molecule: messenger RNA, 781 nt
Organism: Dufourea novaeangliae
Lineage: Eukaryota; Metazoa; Arthropoda; Insecta; Hymenoptera; Halictidae
Product: multiple coagulation factor deficiency protein 2 homolog
Exons: 6
Coding region: 140-781 (213 amino acids)
Molecular function (GO): calcium ion binding
Source: RefSeq, a predicted model, not a curated record
UCCACGUCAGUCUACGCGACUCUUAUAACAUAACCUGGAUUAUCUGCUCCGGUAUUCAGUCUUGCCAAUGAUCGAGACGCUUUCUUACAUGUCAAUUUUUCUGUACAUCCCCGAUCGUAAAGAAGAAUAAUAUUACAAAAUGAAUUGGACUUUGUGGCUGUUUAUACUCGGAUCUUUCAGCUGUAAUCAUAUAUACGUUCAGGCUCAAAGAGUUCCACCAGGUGUGUCUCCACAACAUUAUCAACAACCUGUUCAACAAGUACAUCAAGUACCACAACAAAUUCCACAACAACAGUUCCAGCAACCACAAGGACAGGUACCUAUGCAUCAAGUUCCUGUUCAACAAGUACCUGUACAACAGCAUAUGCCAACUCAUCAAAUACCAGUGCAACAAGGACAUGCUCAUGACCAUUCACAGCAAAUCCUUAAUGCUGCCAACAUAGUUAAUGAAAAGGCUCACAUUGCUGAACAUAUGGAGGUUCCAAUAGAUACUAGUAAAAUGACAGACCAGGAAUUGCAGUUUCAUUAUUUUAAGAUGCAUGAUGCGGAUAACAAUAACAAGUUAGAUGGUUGUGAACUUAUAAAGUCCUUGAUUCAUUGGCAUGAACAAGGUAAGAACGAGGUAGGAGUCAAACCUGAAGAAAAAUUAUUCAAGGAUGAGGAAUUGGUUACUUUAAUAGACCCAAUACUUUCUAUGGAUGAUACCAAUAAUGAUGGAUAUAUUGAUUAUCCUGAAUUUAUACAAGCACAGCAGAAUGCAGCAGCUACUGGCCGUCAGUAA